AAAAAUGAGAUAUCAUCAUCAUCACCAAAAAAAAUAGGAGAGUGAUUCAUGUUGGGUAAGCAUUGGGAUUGAAAACAAAUCAAUAUGCUAAUUAUAGUAAUACAACUUCAAUCUAUAAAUAAACUAUUUUAAUCCUCUCAGAAAAAAACUAAAUUUUAUCUUUUCUGCUACCAUUUUUCCUCAAAUUGCAGCUCUGCUCUACUGCUCUUGAACCAAGUAAACCCGUCUCCUUAUUUAGAAAAUCGUUGGUUCUUGUUCAAAGGGGGGAGAAUUGUAGUGGCAGAGUUUCGAGGGGGGAAAAAGAUGAAAGCUUUAAUCAAUUAAGGUCGGUGUUUUACCUCUUUUUUUCCCUUAGGAUUAGGGUUUUUGAGUUGGGGAUUUUUUUUUCCUGUAAUUUAAGCUGGUUCACUUCAUCUAGUCACCAUUUUUCGUCAUUUUUAUGAAUACCCAGAUGCUUGAUACGUGUAUAGAUUGUGUGUGUUGGUGUAUAAGAUGACAAAUUUGUGGUGAUUGAAAGCUGUGGACUUUUGUAGCAGUGAAUUGCGCCAGCUUUGGAGAUUGCAGAUUUUUAAAUAUAAAUUCUGGGUAUCAUAAUCUCACUUGUUUUUUGCAGAUUUAUAUUACUAUUUAUAGAAAAGUAGUGAAAUUUUUUUAUUCCAAAGGUUAGUUGAUGAAUUUGUUGUUAUGUGCUUUAAAUUGCUUGUGUGUCUCCUAUUUAUAGGAUUGAAGUGAUUUAAGAUCUUGCUUUAUGGGUGAGUACAGUUGGGUUACUACAAUCCUAUUGAGAAAAAAGAUUGAGAGAGGGAGAGGUAGAAAAUUAAGGUAGAUUGAGUGAAAUACUUUGAUGGAUAAGUGGAAUCAGUGGAUGAGAUUUGAGCGUAUUGAUAAACAAAUUAGAAGAGAUAUUAGGGGGGAAUUGCAUAGGAUAAUUCUCUGACAUUUGUUUUACUUGGGUGGGGAGAAUUGUUUUUUUGCUUGUUAGACAAACUAAAAUGGAAAAUCCCUUCUCGUCUCGAGAAAAGGGGGUUAACUAUCGGGCUCCGUCGAGAGCACAGGUGGAUGGUACGACUUUAUCUGAUAGUGGUACUAGUACGAGGAAUUUGAUUUCGGAGGAUGUGUUGAAUCAAUUUUCGGAGCUUAUGAAUUUUGAUACGUAUGCUGGUUGGUGUAACAGCUCGUCGGCGGCAGACCAGAUGUUUGCCAAUUACGGAUUCUCCCCUUUCCAGUCUACAGCCUAUGCAAUUCUUGAUGGUUUAAAUGUUGCAGAACAGAAUCUGACCUGUCCUGUUGGCGAAUUUACGUUAAAUGCAGCUGGGACUUCUUACAGUUUCGGAGAAAAAAUGGGAAUUCCGCCAACGAAUCCCCAAUUUGUUUAUCAGUCUGAUUCGAUGGAUGCUGAUGACUCGGGUACAAAGCAAAGUAAUGGUUCUCAGGGACACAGCGAUAUCCCUGAUACGGUGAAUUGUACGCUCCAGAAACCAGUUGGAUUGUCACUUGAUGAAAAGAUGCUAAGAGCACUAUCCCUGUUGAAAGAAUUCGCUGGCGGGGGCAUUUUGGCGCAAGUUUGGGUCCCAACGAAACGUGGAGAUCAGUAUAUCAUGACGACAUAUGAGCAACCUUAUCUGCUAGACCAAAGUCUAGCAGGGUAUCGGGAAGUGUCGAGGACAUUUACCUUCUCUGCGGAGGCUAAGCCUGGACUUCCCCUUGGGCUUCCUGGUCGUGUGUUCGUUUCUAAAGUUCCUGAGUGGACUUCGAAUAUAGUUUAUUAUAGUAGCUCUGAGUAUUUACGGGUAAAACAUGCAGUCCAUCAUAAGGUACAAGGUUCUAUUGCCCUGCCCAUCUUUGAACCUACUGAGAUGUCUUGUUGUGCUGUACUGGAGCUUGUCACAGUUAAGGAGAAGCCUGAUUUUGAUUCAGAGAUGGAGUGUGUUUGUCUUGCUCUCCAGGCUGUAAAUUUAAGAAGCAUUGCAUCUCCUCGACUUCUUCCUCAGAUCUUGUAUUUGUCGCAGAGCCUCUCGAGGAAUCAGAGAGUUGUCUUAGCUGAAAUAACUGAUGUGCUACGAGCUGUAUGUCAUGCCCAUACUUUGCCACUCGCUCUAACAUGGAUUCCUUGCAAUUAUUCGGAGGAAGAUGUUGAUGAAGUUGUUAAAGUACGUGUCAGAGAUUUUAAUUCAACCGGUAAAUCUGUUCUCUGCAUCUCGGCUCAAGCUUGCUAUGUCAAGGAUAGAGAGAUGGAAGGUUUUGUGCAUGCAUGCGCGGAACACUAUAUUGAGGAAGGACAAGGUAUAGCUGGAAAGGCACUUCAAUCAAAUCACCCUUUCUUUUUCCCUGAUGUGAAAGCAUAUGAUAUAACUGAAUAUCCACUUGUUCAUCAUGCACGGAAAUAUGGCCUGAAUGCUGCGGUUGCAAUCAGGCUUCGAAGCAUCUAUACUGGUGGUGACGAUUAUAUUCUAGAGUUCUUUCUCCCUGUCAAUAUAAAAGGUAGCUCGGAACAGCAACUCUUGUUGAACAAUCUCUCAGGUACCAUGCAGAAAAUAUGUAAGAGUUUGAGAACAGUUUCAGAUGCCGAGUUGUCAGGACAAGAAAGUUGUGAAGUUGAGUUUCAGAAGGGAGAAGUGCCAAACUUUUCUCCAAUGUCGGUUUCAAUAAGUUCGCAAACCACAUUAUCUGAAGCUAACUUGGAUACGACUGACAAGAAAACUCUCGAUAUAUCAAAUUCCAUAAAUGAUGGACUGGAACCAGAUGGUUCUCAUGAACAGGUGAUGAAUGUAUCAAGAAGACCAAUGGAUAAGAAAAAGAGUACGGCAGAGAAAAAUGUGAGCUUGAGUGUUCUUCAGCAAUACUUUUCUGGAAGUCUCAAGGAUGCUGCUAAAAGCAUUGGAGUUUGUCCAACAACUCUUAAAAGGAUAUGCAGACAACAUGGCAUUACCAGAUGGCCAUCCCGAAAGAUAAAUAAGGUGAAUCGCUCGUUAAAAAAAAUACAGACUGUACUUGACUCGGUUGAGGGAGUGGAAGGAGGUCUAAAAUAUGAUCCUCUUACUAGAGGGUUUGUGGCAGCGGGUUCUAUCAUCCAAGAAUUUGAUCCUCAAAAGAGCUUUCUUUUAUCCGACAAAAACCUUAUGUCGAGAAAUUCUGAAUCUGCCAACAAAGAUGUGGUUUCUGUACCUCCAGCUCCUUCCGUUGAUGGGAAUAAUUCUACAGUUAAAGUUGAAGAGGAUGAUUGCUGUAUAGAAGAUACAUUCGAGGCAUUGCUAAUGAAACCCAGAAUUCCGAUUAUUGCUUUCAGUGAGGAUUCCAAGUCAGUUGCCACAGAUGCUGGAGUAUUUCAUAAGUCGAGCAUUGACUCGGGAUCUUGGGCUUGUCCUAGGAAUGUCUCUAAAUUUGCAAAAGGCGAUCAGUGGGGCCUGAACAAGGAUAGCUUGGAAUUAGACAAUUCAGAUUUCCUGUUUGCGCCUAGAAUAUCUAGCUCCUUGGCUGCUGCUGCUGAGGAGCUGGAUACCAAAAUGGUUGAUGAUGGAAUUGUAGAACAUAACCAACCUACUUGCUCGAGCAUGACCGACUCUUCCAACGGCUCUGGCUCGUUGAUGCACGGAAGUAUAUCGAGCUCACCGAGCUUCGAGGAAGGAAAGCAUUCAAAAGCAAAAACAAGCAACGAUGAAACCGGAUCAAAAAUGACCAUAAAAGCCACAUAUAAAGACGACACAAUUAGAUUCAAGUUUGAACCAUCGGCUGGGUGUUUCCAAUUGUACGAAGAAGUUGCGAAAAGGUUCAAAUUGCAAAAUGGAUUAUUCCAACUCAAGUAUCUUGACGAUGAAGAGGAGUGGGUGAUGCUAGUGAGCGACUCCGACUUGCAGGAAUGUGUUGAGAUAUUAGAUUACGUUGGAAAACGUACUGUGAAGUUCCUUGUCCGCGAUACGCCUUUUACUAUGGGUAGUUCGAGCAGCAGCAAUUGCUUUUUAUGAGGAAGCUUAAGUCGAUAUGGUUUGAUCAAGUUUUUGCGGAUUCUACUUGACAACAUUAUCUAAAAGGCCAACGGAACUACCAAAUGCGAGCUAGAGGGACAUCGAUCGAUGUUUUUCGCUCCGAGUUAGUGGGCAUAGUUCAAAAAGAGAGCUAAUAAGUUUGCAAUGCAGCUCUAUGUGAAUUAGAUAAGUGAGCAAAAUUGGGAGAUAUGGCCCGAAAUAUACAAAAGAUAUAAUACGUUGGUUGAUGCAUUAGGCAGUAGAUGUAUAGGUUUGUAUAUUGUCAGUUGUAGCUGGAAGAAGCAGUAGCCUCCGGGCAGUGUAUUGUAUAGUAAUUUUAUUGAUUGAAAAAUGAGAAAUAAUUUAGAUUUCAUUCA
Messenger RNA from Mercurialis annua (annual mercury), 4339 nucleotides. Its product is annotated as protein NLP8-like. The coding region runs from base 993 to 3962 and encodes 989 amino acids. The transcript is spliced from 5 exons. Lineage: Eukaryota; Viridiplantae; Streptophyta; Magnoliopsida; Malpighiales; Euphorbiaceae. The record is from RefSeq and is a predicted model, not a curated record. Gene Ontology annotation, molecular function: DNA-binding transcription factor activity; protein binding.